Molecule: messenger RNA, 556 nt
Organism: Prorocentrum cordatum
Lineage: Eukaryota; Dinophyceae; Prorocentrales; Prorocentraceae
Source: the annotation of a GenBank genome assembly
GCGGCCGCGUGGAGAAGGCCGAGGCUCUCCUCGACUACCUCCUGAAUGCGAUGCGCGCUCCUCUGGUGGGCGCCUCGGCGCCCUCUCCCGACAGCGAAGUGCAGACCAUUGACCCGAGCGAGGCCCCCUUCGCCAAGUCCGAGUGCCACUUCGACCCGCUGAGCUUCUUGGCUGGCAAGCCCGGCGACCUCCUGCAGUACUUGAAGCAGAGGGAUAACAUUGGGGGCCUGGAGCUGGUGGCCGAGGCCGACUCCUCACCGGCCCUGCGAGGCACCUUCUUUCCCGUGUUCGAGUACUCGAACACGCAAAGGGUCGUCUUCAACCGGAUCGCCCGUGACGCGGCCGAGCUGUGGCUGAGCGGCUUCUCCAAGCUUUCCCCGAGCGCCGCCGUGCUGGCGGUCUUGGGGGUGCCCGCAGGCCACGUCCUGCGCGAGUGGGCCGACGACCUUCAGGACUUCUACCCGGCCUUCGACUGCGCCCGCGAGAUGGCUUUCUCCAGCGACGUGGUCCUCCCGCUCCCGCCGAGGCUCUACGAGGGCUUCGCCGCGCUGGACAG